CUCGCGAAAAGAUGAAAAGCCCAAACCUCAAGGAACAUGGAAGCUUUUUGGGUCUGACGACGGAGUUCUGUCCCUUUCUCUUACGGAAACAAACCAUUUAUUGCUGACCAAAGGAGCGGAAGUCUUGGAGGGAUUCUCUCUACACAAUGCACCACAGUGGUUAAAGGCCGUCCAUAAGGGGGACAGUCUACUGUUUGUCUCCAAACUCAACAAUCAGAGCCGCAUGUUUCGUGUUCAAGUGGCGCCCUCUGGCGAGCAGUCUGGUAUUGCAUGUUGUGCUGAGUGUGUCAGAGAGCUGUCCAAGUACCUCCCAGUUAACACAAGUGUGAUCUCAACACCAGUAGAAUCCAGAGAUAAAGAUGAUGACAAGCAGAAAGAGGACAAAAAGGAAGACACAGACACAGGGGCUGUUAUCACAAAGGAAACACUCCAAAUAACUGAUGGCCGUGUCACAGUGUCUGAUAUGGCAAAGAUCUUGACAGGCACAGUGACCUGUGACCUUCCACUAGCCUACCAGCAGACCAACCUGUGUACAGACCCAGGUGACAUGGACGCCAUCCUGCGCCUGUGCCUCACAGACAGUAACUUCCCGGCAUUUGUUGGACAAGUAGAAACAAGGAUGCAGGAAAUAAUACAAGGGAAAGAUUGAUACACAGGUGGUCCACAUCAUGAAGUGUUGUAAUUUUUGUUCUGUUUUUUUGCUUACAGCAUUUAAAUCAAAUCAUCAGAGCUAAAAAAGAUGGGCUAUACAUCAUAAAUAAUGUAUCCACUGGUUAUCACACAACAUGACCAGAAAGUGGUAUAUGAGCUUGGAACAGCAUCUUUUUUUUUACUGAUGAAUACAAUCAGAAUAAAGAGUUAGAAAUCAUUUGGGCAGUUUUAAGUAAUAUUUUCCUUCUGCGAAGGUAAACAU
This is a messenger RNA of Branchiostoma belcheri (Belcher's lancelet), 913 nucleotides long. Its product is annotated as meiotic recombination protein REC114-like. The record is from RefSeq and is a predicted model, not a curated record. NCBI's taxonomy places the organism in Eukaryota, Metazoa, Chordata, Leptocardii, Amphioxiformes, Branchiostomatidae. The transcript is spliced from 4 exons. Bases 224 to 649 code for a protein of 141 amino acids.